This is a messenger RNA of Bemisia tabaci, 7044 nucleotides long. Its product is annotated as prominin-like protein. The record is from RefSeq and is a predicted model, not a curated record. Gene Ontology annotation, cellular component: membrane. NCBI's taxonomy places the organism in Eukaryota, Metazoa, Arthropoda, Insecta, Hemiptera, Aleyrodidae.
CGCGAGGCCCCCUGCUCCCCUUCCCUCGUCUCCGAAUAACAGUACAUAAUAUUAUUAAUUAUUUCUUUGUUAUUGGGGCGAAUGUAGUCAAAUGUAGGGAUUGUGCCAAUUUCUCGGGAGGUACUUUUGUCGCGAUGUGAGUGAUCGACGGACUUUCGAUUGAAAGCUUCGGGCACGGAUGAUAGAUAAGUGGUCGCUCCUCAAGCUGUGUUUUGUUUUGUUUGGCCGUGAUGUUACCUCAAAAAUUCGAUAAGCUGCAUGUUUCGCGACGGUGAUCACAAUGUCGGAACGCGAUUCACCCUUAUUCCUACCCAAGAUUUUCUGAGUUUUGCGUCUUUCUCCGCAACCUAGUGCAAAUUUCCUUCUUUUUUUUUUCGGAAGCGAGCAAUAUUACUUAUGUUAGAUUCAAGUUGUGCUAUUCAUGGCUGUGUUAAAUUUUAGUGCCCCUUGGUUACAAGGUAAAGGGAAAAUGAUUUCAUAUGUCAUUUUUAUUCUCGGUGUUAUAUCAUCACCCUCGGAUUGUGUGGUUAGACAAAGUCAGCAAAGUUGGGUACCUUUGAAAGAUCCAACAGUCUCGCAGUCUUCGGAAAAUGGGGUCUCCGAAUCGCUCCACAACAUCAUGCCGUACGAAGAGGUGCAGUACAGCGUUGCGAAUGUUUCGAGUAACUAUCACAGCUCUACAAAGUUCUACGCCAAAGGAAUGGGUCAUCUGUAUUAUCUGACGAAUCUAAUCAUCAACACUAUUCAGGAAGAUCAAGCAUUCCCAGAAGGAUUGAUCUCUGUGAGCGAGGAUGGCCGCUCAAUUCAAGUGGCAGAUGCUCGGAAAGAAUGGAAGACAUUGUUGACACACUAUGGACCAGUGCUGGGAGUAAUACUUGGUGCUCUCGUGUUUAUUAUCGUCAUGCCCAUCGCUGGACUUCUAUUCUGUUGUUGCCGCUGCGCUGGCAAGUGCGGCUCUCGCUCACAGCCAUUUGAGAAACGCUAUGAUCCAUGUCGCAGGCAUUCUUACGGCAUACUUCUGGCUGGAAUAACCGUCUUGAUUUCGUUUGGUGUUGUUUGCGCAUUCGUCACGAAUGAAUUCUUCCAAGAUGGUUUGAAAAAUCUCCCGAGAAACGUUCGCACAUCUCUAGACGAUGUAGACUUGUACAUUAACAACACGAAAUUGGAAAUCAACAAUUUGCUUAUAGUGAAUUUCAAUGAGCUGGACCAUACCUUGAAUAAUAUUUUGCAGGCGAGCGGACAAAUAGUGAAAGACAAACUUGGAAAGGUGUCAAAAGCUAGUGUGCUCGUAAAUUUAACCAACAUUGUCUCUGGCUUGGGCAUCAUAAAGAAUGAUCUGAGGGAAAUCGAUAAUUUAACGAAAGCCUUGCAGGACAAUGCGCUUCAACUUGAUCAAGCUCUGAAGGAAACCAGGUCAAACAUUAUUGAGAAGCUCCAACAAUGCAAAUCGGAAAGAGUCUGCCGUGAGUUUUUAAAGAAGUAUCAUGACUUACAUGACCUGACCUUGGAGGCCAAUUUCACUCAGCUUUUGGAUAAAUAUUUGCCAAAGCUUCCGGAUGUAACUGCCAGUCUACAAAACGUUUCAGAGCUGAUGAAGGAUGACAUCGAACAUGAAGUCCUAAAAGGAAAAAGAGAGUUUGAAAAAAUACAGGUUUCCAUUCAGAAUGAAGUCCAAAGCACGAUACCCCAAAUCUCCGACAAUAUUCGAAGAGCAGGAGAUGCAAUCAAAAGGGCAGCAGACAAAAUAACGCAGCUGUUAGACCGAUUUCGAACUGAGAUACACACUCAUACUCCUCAACACGUGAACAAAGGAGAGUUUUACAUCACUGAAUAUGGAGAGUACAAGUAUUACUUGGGUCUUGGUGUGAGCGUCGCUUUACUGAUGGUUCUGAUGAGUCUUACGAUGGGAUUGUUCUGUGGUUUCUGCGGAGCCCGCCCUGAUGGAGGCUACCAGGACGAUUGUUGUAACAAAGGCUCCGGCGCACGCUGCCUCAUGCUGGGCGUCUGGCUCAUGUUCCUCUCAUCAGCAGUUUUAAUGGCCAUCACCCUCGCCCAUUUCAUGACCGGAAUCACGGUUCAAAAAACUGUCUGCGAGCCCCUUCAUGCUCCAGACAACUCAAGGAUCUUUGCUUUGUUUGAUAGAAUCCUCAACGUCAAAGACAUCUACCCACGCAGGCCUGAUGAGUUGACACCGCACUUAAACAUCAGCACUGUAAUUCGAAGUUGCCACCGCAAUGAAAGUAUUUACCAAGUGCUGGAUUUGGAGGGACUGGUAGACAUGGAACAAGUUCGACACUAUGCUGAAAAGUUUGAAAUCAUGCGGAAAAUUCAAGAUCUGACUACCCAGAUCAGACUGAACAACAAAAUUAACAUCCUCACAGAGGAGGCUAAGACGCAACUUUUCCACCUGGCGCAUUCACCAUUGUCGAACAUUGAUUUCCCUGCAUACACACAUGUUCUUGGAGAAAAAAUCACUUCGAUUGACUUGAUGCAAUUAGCAGGAGCGCUGAAUGAGACAUCAACAAAGCUGCCAGACUCGCAUGCUGAAGUGAAGCGUUUUCUGCGAAAUCAGGUUAUGUACCUGCACUUGCAUCAAAGCCAGCAUGUAGCCAGCAUGCUGCAGCUGUCAAAACAAUUGGAAGCGACGGCUCAUCAGCUCAGCGUCCACCUGAAGUUCAAUCACACCUCCCUCAAGGACGCCAUCGAACACCUCAUGCUGGAUGUAGAAGACGCACAGACAUUCCUGGAUAACGAAGGACCAUCCAUAGUUCAAAAGCUGGCCAAAGACUUUGGGGAGGAAUUCACACGGCAUAUUAAUCAGUAUUUAGAGAGAGUUGUCACUUUGACGACGAAGGAAAUAGGACACUGCUGGCCUUUGUCACAAGUCUACAAUGCAACAAUUGUCUCCGGAUGCAACAAAAUGCUUCUUCCAUUCAAUGGGUUUUGGGUGUCCUCCGGCUCCAUUUUGCUUCUGUUCAUCCCUGCAAUAAUUUUGAGUGUGAUCUUGGCCUCUCUGUAUCAGAAGUCUGACCCGUAUCCAGGACCUUUGGUUGAAGCAGAAUACUUGUAUGAUGCAUACAGUGAUCAUAGAGAAAACAUUCCCCUUGCCCACGUGCGUGAGAAGAAGAAAAAGAAGACUAAAAGAAGCAAUCAUGAAACAUAUGACAAUGGUGCAGCCGCUGACUACUCUGCGCAUUUGGGCCGUGGCUCCAGGGCAGACAAUCGCACAAGCACGUCCAAUACAUCAGCCUCCCCUGUAGCUACCAACUCAGCGCCGGAUAGUCGUUUCGCUGGAGAUAUGGCUCCAAAACAUUGGGACUUCCCAAACAGUGCAUUACCGCACUACACAACUCCACCCCCAAUGGGGACAGAGUACGAGCGACCUCCGCCGUAUUACUACCCAGGUCCUGUUCCAGUCACCGCGCCGCCAGCCAAAUAAUCACAUUUGAUUAAACUAUCCAAAGCUUUGUAUAAGUCUCUACUUCUUUCAGUGUAUCUGUUCUAGUGAUGAACUAAGCGUGACAGUACUGUCAAGAUUUGUGGCCUCCUUCGCAUGCGGGUUUUUGGUAAUGAAGACCCAGCGAACCGCUUCUGAAAAGAUAUCAGAUAACAUUUUAUUUUUACGUAUUUAAUGAAUCGGGUAGAUCGCCAAGUGACAGGGUUCUCGUUUGGAAUUUUUUUUAUUGAUCCUUUUUAACCAGCUAACAGACAGCACCAAAUGCUAAAAACAGUAACUUGUUAAUGAAUUAUGUCUCGCUGUUUAAGAAAAAUGAUCUCCCUCAGAAUUUCAGCACACAAGUAAAUUGUAUGUACUUGCUAUAGGAUGUCACCAUUGUAACUGCAGUCCACUUUGCUAGCAAGUGACGUUUGAAAUUAGAGGGUUUCUCUUUAGCUUUCAUUUUGUCACGAGAGGAAAAAAAGUGCCAAAAUACAGGACCAGCAAAUGUGUUUUGAAAAAGUGUCAAUACUUCUAAUGCCAUUCGUUUCAUCAAUCUGAGACUAAUGAAAUUCAAAGUAGCAUAGAGAUUGAUUUUUUUUCUAUGCAGACAACUUUUCAGUGUUUUUUUUGGAGGAAACACCGUAUUUUUUUUCUUUCUCCGUUUUCCAGUCAAAGUACUUUUGGAAACAAAAUGUCUAAGAAAAUUAUGAAAUUGACAUUCCUAAAAUGAGAGCUCUGUAUCAUGGCAGUAGCAAUUACUGGCAAUCUGUUUCUCGACUUCGAAGCAGAAGCUAAAUUCAUUUUUUGCGACUCGCUUCAAAGGAGAGCGCUUGUAGCAUCUGUAUAUAUGAAUACUUUGUUGUAAUCUUCCUUUUAUUUGGUUUAGAGGUAGACAUUUAUAACUAUCCACUGAUCGUUUCUUAGAGUGCUUUGUGGUUUUCCGUGACCAUUUAAAUGAAGGUUGGUUAUUUUCUCUGUACGUUUCGGAACUUUAGCAUGGAAUUGAAGAUUUCAGCUCAACCUACGGUUAAGGGAAAAGUAUUGCGGUUCAGGUGAACAUGACUGAUUUAAAUUGUGUGAAACGAAUCUGCAGUGCACGAGAAAAUUAACAAAAUUUCAAGUCUUGUGGAAUGAUGAUUCAACUGCAGAUGGUGGUAUUCCGUUUCUUUUGUGUCACAUAUUUAUGAUUCUCUAGAAAUUUGAAAUCUUUUGCUCCUAUUUUACUUACUAUUUUUGCAACAUUUUGUUCAGCAUAAUUGAUUUAUUUUCUCUUCAAUUUUACCAACAAUUUAUCGUUGAAGCUGAAUCAAACUCAGUCAUCCUUCUUCAUUCAUUAUUCUUAGCUUUUGCCCACUGAUACUUAAACAUUUUAUUUUAUAAUGUUCAACCUAUUUCAUUACAACAUUAUAAUCCAAGCAGUUCUGCUGCAGUUUUACUAAUCAGCAAGUUCUAACAUACAUUCCUAUUUAUCCACCAUUAGGUCUUCCUCGAUCAAAUUUUGAUUUAAGAUUUUAUCUUGCGGUUUGUUCCUUUACUCACCUCUUUUUUAAAGCUCUGAAAAAAUACUCAAACAUGGCAAUUAAUAAGUGUUAGCCAUCUUUAAUUCCCUAAUAUUCAAAUCUUAAUUUAUUUGUGUGGUUGUGGUUUGCCUUCUUAUUUUUAAGGGCACUUAAACGACCAAAUUUUUAACUUGCGACUUGAUACCUUCAUGUGAGCCAAAAUUUCGAAAUGGGGAUUUUAAUGCCCAGACAGUAAAAAAUUUGUAGGAGUUUACCGAGUGCAUACGUAAUUGAAUCCAGCCCGCAAGAGUCCUUUGCUUGAAGUUUUGGCUCAUUUAGGACAUGAUAUCCAGCUUGUGCAUUGUUCGUUAUGGCAAAUGUAGCUGGCUUUUAAUAUGUGAGUGGAAAAGAACAUUAAAGAAUGUUGGUGUAAUGUACAAUGUGUGGGUCACAAGAAUGACUUUGUUUAAUUUGAGUCGAGCAGCAUUACAAAUUUUUAACCUGAAUAAACCUGUCAUAAUCUUGGCUGUAAAUGAACAAAUUAAUUCUAGGAGGAUGCUAACUUUAACUCACAAUCACUAUGUUUUUUUUUUUUUUUUUUCAGUUGCUCAAAAUCUUUAGUCACAUGAAUUUGGUUUUGGAAACAAAUAGGACUUAAAUUCUGUUGUCAUUAUGUUUAUAAUUGCAAACUAAUUUUAGAGUAUCGAUAACUUGAACAUUUCAGAGUCUAUAUUGCUUUUAGUUCGGUUGUAUCCCCCCAAGUUAAGCAUUUAUAACCUUCAACCUUGGGAACUCGACUCAAUGGUUUACAAGGAAGCUAUCACUCGAGACGUCAAGUUGAAGACUUAAAACUUGUCAUGAAACGGAAAAACUGAAUGCAUGAUUUCUCCAACUUGUAAAAGAGGGCUCUUGUAACCUCUAAAUUCCAAAAAAGCUUAAAGAAUGUCUUCAUUGGUUGCGUUUGAAUCUGUUAGUAACUUAACUUGAGUGAUUAAAAAGAUCUCAAAUUAAAAUAAGUAUUUAAAAACUGCCAUAGAUCAAGCGUUUAGUGAUCUAUAUGAUCCUCAUAAAAAUUUGAGUACUGGAAAUCUGUCCUCAACUGUUGUGGCACGAUUUCUGUGUAAGUACUAAGUAUUAGAAUAAUGGGAGAUAACUUCCCAUUUUAGUGUCUGAUCUUUCGACUGUUUUAUUUAGAUUAUUUUGUUAGACGAAUUUAACUAUUUCCACCCCCCUCAUCCACAUUAUUAGUUUUUUAUUAUUUUCCAUUUAUCUCAACGCUUGGCUUAGUUUUAAGGAGCAGACUGAUAGUAAGUCUUCUUUCUUUAUUUUUAUUCCUAGGAUUUAGCAGGAAAUUACUCUCAUUUUUCAUUGUAUCUCCUUGCGAUCGAUAAAGUGUCAUGAUUCUGUAUCAUCAAUCUCGACUUUGAUUGAUGUCAUCUAAUAAUUUUCCUUUUAAUGAUAUAAUUUUCGAAGACUAGCUGAAGACAUGGAGUAUUUUACCCUUGAAACAAACUAUUUUUGACAAAGAUGAUAUCUAAGUAAAUCCUUGUCUUCAGCUCUCCAAAGCUGUCAUAGACAAAAAAGGGUUUCCUGCUUUCCAUUUUCUGGAUGUUGCUUUCGGAGUCAAAAGACAUUUAACCUUGACUUGGGUUUGAUUUUCCAUGAAGAUCCAACAAUUUUGAACUUGUCUCAACGAGUUUCAAAGUUGUGCAUCCAAAAAAAUCAUUGUAUGAAAGCAUUUCAAUGUUUGCGGCUCAGAUAGAGUGAGUUCGAAGAAAAGAACAAGCUCACUUCAACCCACCUCGAUCAUAUUUCAUGGUAAAAAUUUCAUUAUCAGAGUACACGUGUACCAUGUAUCAAAUGAUUUGGUUUCAGGAAGAGGUGGGUCGGUUCCUUUAUGUUUAAUUUAAAUCAAAUAGAGGAACUAUGUUCAUUUUUCCUUUUUUCAAGUACAUAAUUAUGUUUAACUCCCUUGUUUUUUACUUGUGUUAGCUUGACAUCGCUGUUUAUGUUUAAUUAUUUGUCUGUCGUUUCAUUUUUCUCCCUUCCUCACUGUACAUGAAGCUGAUUAUCUUUUUGAAAAAUAAAUAUUUUUCCUCCUGAUCA